This is a messenger RNA of Gongylonema pulchrum, 699 nucleotides long. The record is from the annotation of a GenBank genome assembly. NCBI's taxonomy places the organism in Eukaryota, Metazoa, Nematoda, Chromadorea, Rhabditida, Gongylonematidae.
AUGAAGGACACAGAAGACUGCAUAAGUGAUGUUGAUGAUGAUGCAGGAUUUCGAACGAAAGAGCCGGAUUUCACUGACAACACAGCAUGCCUUCCUACAGAUAUGCAUGCCGAUUGGCUUAGCGUUCUAGCUGCCGAAAAUUCUCGACGAAUAAGCGAAGCUACUGAAACGGAUCACGUAUUCAUCAAUUUUCGCUCAGCUGAAUAUAUCUUUACUGCAUGCACAAGACUUCGUCUACCAUCUGAAGUGAAAUAUGCGGCUUUGUUAAUCUUUGACAAUUUCAUGGUUAAGCUUGUGAACGGGUUACAUGAAUGCAUUUACAAUUCCAAUCGAUCAGAUCGUGAAAAAUAUCGUGAAUGGGAGCAUAUCGAGGCGGCACUAUCACGCCAGAUGACGCUUCGCAUAGUUUCAGCAAUUCAAAUUGCCUCAAAAAUGCAUAAUUAUUACGAGAGUGUUACGAUAAGGACCGCUAAGCUGUGCCUGCGUACACUUGGUUCUACGUAUACAGAAGAAGCGAUAGUACGCUCGGAAAUGCGCGUUCUCACGACAAUCGAUUGGGAAACAACUUAUCAGUGUACACCGCUUACUUAUGCUGAAUCACUGUUCAAAAUACUCCGUAAGUUGUCACAAAUCACUGUAAAAUUAGGAAAAUAUUUCGGGGCUUUUUUUAUCAUAGGCGGAUCCAAGACGGACUGCUGA